This is a messenger RNA of Theileria orientalis strain Shintoku, 726 nucleotides long. RefSeq lists its product as hypothetical. The record is from RefSeq and is a predicted model, not a curated record. The transcript has a single exon. Lineage: Eukaryota; Apicomplexa; Aconoidasida; Piroplasmida; Theileriidae. Bases 1 to 726 code for a protein of 241 amino acids.
AUGACUACCACUCGCAGGGUUGUGUUUACUGUGCUUCUGUUGUUCCUUGCGUUACUUAUUACUGCAGGUCUCAUACUUAUUUUUGUCAGACCUUGGGCUAAGAAGAAGACCGAAGCUCCAGUCGGCAUCCCUGUUGAAGAACAUCCUAAAUUCAUCCAGGUAUUCACUUUACACGGCAGCGAGACCAAGACCAAUGACACCAGCAAAUACACUGUAAACAAACACACCGCUCUCAGCAGUGUGAUUUAUGAAUACUGCCUCAAGGACGACGCUCAGUGUACUCAGGUUAACUACGAGGACGCUGUGUUCUGGAAAUAUUCCGACAACACUAGUUAUGGAUACCCCAAACGCUUCAGCGUAAACGUUUCUGAGAAGAAGGGUUCAGUCACUUUCAAGGAUCAUUAUUGCUUUUACUGUUUUGAGGGUUCUAAGUGGAGACUCGAAUUCACUGCUAGGGAGAACUGUUUGAUCGAUCUUGACAUCGAUAAGAAAGAGUUUUCUGAAAAAUACUUUCUCAAGAAAGAUGGUCAGUACACAAGAUAUGUGCCCGAUUUCGGAUAUGCUUUUAAGUCUGUCAAGUGUCGCGGUGAACUUUUGUGGAAGACUGAUGACAUUAAUACUGCCUCACCCGGUGUAACCCUAAACGAAUUGCCUGAUGGUGAUACAACUGUUACUGUUAGGAUCGUUAACGGGGCUAACCAUGUUUUUAGGGUUAAGGCUACUUAA